AACCGCCAAGGGGAUCAAUUUUACCCCCAAGCCUUUUCACACAUACAAAUUCUGCAUCUCUUAUUUCAAGACUUUCCCUAAAAUGGGUUUAAUUAUCAUCCGGUGCUUUAUGUGUGGGAUAAAAAAAACAAAGAAAAUCUGAGCAUUUAUACCUAGACCUGCUGAGGGGGGUACAUUUCACCCCUGAUGAAAACGCAUGUCGCGAGUUGCUGUUAUUGACAGCUGUCUGCGAGCCGAUGGACGUUUGCGCCGAUGGAUGUUCACGCCACUGGUCCGGUUGAUUAGCAACGCCUGUUGUAGAGAAGUUUGAUAAGGAAACUUGUCAGAUCACCAGCAAUAUACACCAUAGGUUAGAGAUUCAGAUAAAACAUGGACCCUAACAGAAGAAUGAAUGUGGAAGAACCUUUGGCAAUGCUCCAGGCGAUGAGCGAGGACCAAUCUGAUGGGGGAGAGAAAACGGAGGGGGAAUCUGAUGAGGGAGCGGUCAAUGAUUCGUCAUUUUUAUCGGAGGAGGAGGAAACCUCGUCUGAGGAUUGGGAGCCGACAUCCCGAAAAAGGCCAAGGGUUCUGUUGGCAGAGAGACCACCCACCUCUCUACCCAGAUUAUCGCAUCAGCCUGCUGACGCUGUGAGAGAUGUACCAGUGUCGGCCCAUCAUGAUUCGCUUGAGACUGGCAUGGAUGGAACUGUCUGGAAAACAGAGAAUCCUGGACCGCUGACUGGGAGAGUGCAGUCUCACAAUGUGUUGAUAGAAGAAGCCGGCCCUACUGCACACGCACGCCGCAACAUAGGCGACCCUCUGGGCGCAUUAAUGUGUCUGAUGGACCCUGUGAUGCUGCAGCACAUCUGCGACUGCACGGUGGCAGAGGCGCGGCGGUGUGGAGAGGCAGGAUGGGAGUUGGGCAUGGCUGAGCUGAAGGCGUUUAUUGCACUCCUCUUAGCGCGGGGCGUGCACAUUGGGAGAAACGUAAACGUGGAGGAAUUGUGGUCUCAAGAAUGGGGUCUUCCCUUCUUUAGCACAACUAUGGCAAGGGGUCGGUACCGAGAAAUAAUGCGCUUCCUGCAUUUUGAUGAGAAAGACACCAGGCACAUUCGUCUUGAAAAUGACAAGUUUGCCCUGGUGAGUGAGGUGUGGAACAGGUUUGUACAAAACAGCAUCGCCUGCUAUAAACCAGGGUCCGAAAUAACUGUAGCUGAGCAGUUGCUCCCCACAAAGUCACAGUGCCCCUUCACCCAGCACAUGCCCAACAAACCAGACAAAUAUGGCAUUCAGUUCUGGCUCGCUGUUGAUGUUGAAUCCAAAUACAUGUUGAAUGGAUUUCCGUAUCUCGGGAGGGAUCUGUCCCGCUCUGCAGCCCAGAGCCUGGGGGAGAGUGUUGUCCUGGAGCUGAUGGAGCCGUUUUUGUGGAAGCGGAGGAAUGUGACGACUGACAGCUUUUUCACCUCACUCCCCCUGGCCCACAAACUCCUGGCCAAAAAUACAGGCUUGGUGGGCACCACUAAUUCAAAAAACAGAUCACUGCCUCCUUCUGCACACCGACAAGCAACACUGUUCACCACCAAAGUGAUGCAGAGCGACGGAGUGACGCUCACAAUCUACCAGGGGAAAAACGGGAAGAAGCUGUGCAUCCUCAGCACAAUGCACGCCUCGGUGGAGAUCUGCGCUGACGCAGAAAGAAAGCCAGAGACAGUCCACUACUACAACAGAACCAAGGUGGGAGUUGACAUGCUGGACAAAAUGCUGAGACGGCACUCUGUCCGAGCCGCAACCAGAAGAUGGCCAGUCGCUGUGUUCUACAACAUUCUGGACAUUGCUGCAAUGAACGCGUGCGUCCUUUACCGGAGCUGCACGGGUUCACACAUGGCCCGGCGAGUGUUUAUCCUGGAGCUGUGUAAGCUGCUGCGCGAUGAGCACAUCAGUAAGCCCCCAGUGGACAUCCUGCCAACAUUCCCCAACAAGAGAAGGAAUUGCGGUGUGAAGCGCAACUGCACAAACAACAAAACCACAAAGACAUGCAUGGAGUGCCGGCGCGGGGUGUGUGGACAGUGCACGGGAAGAGUCCACAUCGUGUGUGCCGAUUGCGUGUGUGGCCACAGGAGCACAAUCACAACUAUUUGAGAAAAUGCCUAUCCGUGAUGGCAUUAUUUCUUAAUUUUGUCACUAAUCAUCUCUUUUUAAUGCCUGACUUUAAUGUUUGUGUAGUUGCUGUUGCAGUAUACAUUAAUAUUUCGAUCAAGUGGGCUGCCUCUGUGUAAAAUCUGUUGCGAGAUAGUGCUAUGCUAGCAACCCAAAACACGUUUAGAUUUUCAUAUAUUUUCUAAUGUCGAGUUUAAUGGUUUAUAAAGUGUUAAUGUGUUAUUUCCUUUUUUGUUUGACUGUUGUAAAUUACUGAAUAGUUUCCAAAUGUUAUUCAAAAUGCAUCU
Molecule: messenger RNA, 2423 nt
Organism: Eleginops maclovinus (Patagonian blennie)
Lineage: Eukaryota; Metazoa; Chordata; Actinopteri; Perciformes; Eleginopidae
Exons: 3
Coding region: 370-2118 (582 amino acids)
Source: RefSeq, a predicted model, not a curated record